CGUCUCUCUAAAACAUCCCCGGCUGCCCGUCGAGCGCACUAUCAUCGGUCAAGUGCUUCUUAGAACGGCAAAUCUCCGACCGGACCUGCGGACCUGUCAGAAGUUUUAGUUGCCGUCCGAACUAAUUCGAUUCUAAACACCUUAAGCUUGUUUCAGGCCCACUUGUCUGCUAUGAAACUCGACGACUGGUCUUGCUAAGUAGUUGCCUGUACUGGGGCAACAUGUAUCUGCCUCUAGUCUGCAUUCCACGAGGUCUACUGCAUCUAGAUGAGAAAUCUGCCGUUUAGUCUCACUGGCGUGAAUUGUUACGGCCGUUACGUUGCGCCUAGACCCCUUACAACUCUUCCCCAAGGACGGCCCAAGAAUUGGGUCCCAAUCGACGCAAAUCAGUUCGCAUUUACGCCAAGGAAGCUUCGUCUCAUCUGCAUUGGAGCCGGUUUCUCUGGCCUGACUUUGGCUCACCGGAUCAAAUACAGCAAGAAGAAGCUGGGUGACUACGUGGACUUUGUCAUCUAUGAUAAAAACUCGACUGUUGGCGGAACUUGGGCUGAGAAUCGCUUCCCUGGACUUUGUUGCGAUGCUCCCUCGCACGUAUACACCUUUGACUUUGAACCGAACCCGAACUGGUCCACGUUUUACGCUUCAGGGGACGAAAUCCUCGACUAUAUUGAGACAACGACGAAGAAGUACAAGCUUGACGAGCUUGUUCAGCUCAACUCGAAGAUAACCGAGAGUAUCUGGGACGAGCCUUCAGGAAGAUGGAAGAUCAAGGUCCAACAGGGGGAUAAGAUUAUCGAGGACGUGGCUGACAUUUUGAUCAGCGGCGCGGGAAUCCUAAACAAAUGGUCUUGGCCGCAGAUCCCUGGCCUCAAUGACUUCAAGGGGAAACUCAUGCAUAGCACUCAGUGGGAUCCAUCGUACGAUUACGCGGGCAAAAGGAUAGCCGUCAUUGGAAAUGGCUCGUCUGGUAUCCAGAUUGUACCGGCGCUGCAGAAGACUGCCAAGAAGGUGGUGAACUAUAUUCGCCAUCCAACAUGGAUUUCCAUCAACUUUGGAGGACAGUUCACACCUCAGGGCGCGAACUUUGAGUACUCAGAUGAGCAGAAGCGGACUUUUGAGUCCUCACCAGAGGAGUUCCUCGCUUAUCGCAAGCAGCUUGAGCAUUCUCUGAACUUCGUCUACGGUGCUAUGCUUAAAGGAUCUCCUAUCAAUGCCAUGUUCAAGGACAUGUGCACUAACCUGAUGAAAGCACGACUUGGCAAUGACGAUGAUCUCGCGGCCAAGUUCAUCCCGAACUAUACUAUCGGUUGUCGUCGCCUGACUCCAGGAGAUGGCUAUCUCGAAGCCCUGCAAGCGGACAACGCCUCUGCUAACUUCACCCCAAUCGCGCGCUUCACCAGCGGAGGAAUCGAGACGACAGACGGCAAAGAAGAAGAGUUCGAUCUGAUCGUCUGUGCGACUGGAUUCGAUGUUGACUUUAUCCCGCCUUUCAAGCUUGUCGGGCGUGACGGCUUCGAGGUAAACGCCGCAUGGAAAAAGUCGAACCAGAAUGCGUACUUCUCAACAUGUGUGCCGCAUACUCCCAACUUCUUCAUGUUCCACGGACCUAACUGCCCUAUCGGUCAUGGCUCUGUGACGCGCGCUGUCGGCUGGCUAGCCGACUACAUUGUCGAGUGGACGGAGAAGAUUGCAACUGAGGGCAUCAAGUCCGUCUGUGUCAAACCAGACGUCGUCAACGACUUUAACAUCUAUAUACAAGAGCAGCUCCAGCGUACUGUCUGGGCUGAUGAAUGCGAUAGUUGGUAUACGAAGGGUGCCAGGGACCCUCAUCGUGUCGUGGCUAUGUAUGCAGGAAGUGUGUUGCAUUUUAAAGCGUGCGUGGAGAAAAUCCGCGGCGAAGACUUUGACUUCCAAUAUAUCUCACCAAAUCGCUUCGCAUUCCUUGGGAAUGGUGAACUCGCACGGGAAAAGGAAGAGGGCGCUGAUCUCGCAUAUUAUAUGACUGAAUAAGUAAGUACGAAAAAAAAAAUAUGAAGAAUGUACGCAGAAUAAGCAGGAUGACGCUGGCAAGAUGUGGGAUACGUGGAUAAAUACCUCUGCUCAAUCAAGAAACACGGG
Paecilomyces variotii is the source of this 2118-nucleotide messenger RNA. RefSeq names its product putative flavin-binding monooxygenase. The record is from RefSeq and is a predicted model, not a curated record. NCBI's taxonomy places the organism in Eukaryota, Fungi, Ascomycota, Eurotiomycetes, Eurotiales, Thermoascaceae. The transcript is spliced from 8 exons. Gene Ontology annotation, molecular function: flavin adenine dinucleotide binding; NADP binding; N,N-dimethylaniline monooxygenase activity. The coding region runs from base 268 to 2010 and encodes 580 amino acids.